GAACUCAAAGAGAGAGAAAGAAAGUCAAGUGUGUUUCCGCUUUUGACGCCGUCGGUGGGUCCCUCUAGCGAUGGAGAGUUGGUUCGGAGCGGGACUUCGGAUACGGAUGGCGGUCGGGGUGGAAGAGAUAGUCCAAAGCGGUGUCGGCGGCGGAGGAAAUGCUUCUACGACGAUUCGGGAAACGACCUUCGGCUGAGGGCGCCGGGCGUGAGGUGGGAGGGCGUGAAGAGGCUACGAAAAGACGUGCUGGAGAACGUCAGGAGCAACGUACAGGAGGCGUUUGAUAAGAUUUACGACCAAAUAACCAACGACAGGAGGGCCAGCAUCAACCGUCAUGUUUUGCCCACAAUCAAGACACCGUGUACAAAGAGGACGCGAUCACGAGCUAAAACCCAACGCCAAUCAUCAAAUUCUUUCCCUCCUCCUUCCACCCCUCCCCCUCCUCAUCCCCUCUCUACCCUCAACAGCUCGCUUGCGACUACGUUCACUCCUCGAUCGGUAGCUCGGAUGGAACCCGAAAUCCCCGCGCAAAACGACGAUGAUGAUUCUAAAACAUUUGCCACUAAGCCCCAGAGCUCGUUGCGGGAGGAAACGGAUUCGGAGAACAAAGAAAAUGUGGUAGAUCUCACAGUUAGCCCCGUCCCUUUUCCUAAGAAGGCUCGAAGCAGACCCAAGAGAAAUGCUGCUCGGGUAGAUGUAUUGGUCGAGGGAGAUGCGACUGCAGGAAGAAGGGCGACUCAAUCGAGCUUACGGGGAGGAGGGAGAGGAGGAACGGUGCAAAGUUCACCUCCAGCCGUUAGGAGAACCACGCGAAAUAGAGCCGGGAAUGGCGGACGGAAGGCAAAAUCCCGAGUGUCGCACACUCUUGAAGUGACCGACGUGGAAUCAAACGACACGGAUAUUGUCAACACCGCGAAUAAUGACACUGAAAAAGCCCCGGAGAGUGGCCAAACUGGAAGUGGAGCAGAAGUACAGAGAGAGACGGUGGAGGACAGUGUUUCUUCCUCAACUGGCACUGCUGCUGCUGCGAAGACUCCACCGCCGGUGAGACGAUCCAAUCGCAACGCCGCGAGAACCGUCAGAUACUACGACGUAUCUCCGUCACACGUGGCAUCUCCGCUCCUUCGAACUCAGAGGAGAAACGUUUGCAAUAUAGCCUCCCCACCACCCACAGACCACCACCACACCUUACCUAGUAGCAUCUUUCCCACACAUCAAAUACACUCCACUACCACCGAUUUUCCCCAGCCAAGCAGCUCAGCGGAAGUCCACCAAUCACACGUCAGCCCUCCCUGUGAACUUAGUGCCACCAACAAGACUAAGACCGAUACACCUCACCCUGUUAGUGUCACUCAUUCGCCAUCUAACUCACUGUCCACGCGCUCGAAAAACUCCAGUGAAACAGAAUCUCCAGAUAGCGUCGAUAGACUGACAGACAGUUUGAGUCUCUCGGGCAAUGUUAUGGAAUCGCAGCCGGCACCUGGACUCACAUCGUCCGCAGACAAAACCAUCUGUAGCUCUCCGCCGGGCAAAUGGUUCACUACCAUGCCUACUGUGGUGAAACAACCCCGCUUGAUAGCUCCUGGUACUUCUGCUGGUGCUUCACCUGUCAACCACCUCGCAAUCCAUGCGGAAGCUGCCCCUAGUGAAAUUGGCAAUUUUCCACGCGAAGGCAUACGUACAUCACCAGCAGUUAGGGACGUAACCGGCCGCGUACUCUGUGACACGGUGACGAAAAAACAGGGCGGUGUUUCUGAAUCGAGGGACAGUGGCAUAAGCUCGGGGUGGUCCAACGGGGGAGGGGCUGAAUACAGGGAGUGCAGGAGUGACAGACUAUCACUGGGUGUAGCCGGAGGGAAGAGACUUCGCUCCGUGUCCAUGGAGAAGAUUUCUCUGUCGGAGGUCGAGGCAAAGAGGGUGUCCCUGAUGUGCUCUGCUGCCGGGAGGGCUGGCAGUAGCCCUCCAGGAGAGCACGUCGAAGAAGGAGAAUUGACUGUUAAUGAAGAGGUGGCAAUGGCGAUUGAAGAUGAUGUCAUUUCUACUGAAUCUGAUUCUUCACCCAACACCAUGAGUUACGAUGUUGCAGUGUCAAGUGGGUCUGACGAGGCUAUGGACGAAGGGUCUACCCCCCGAGAGUACUACCAACAGUCCUACAGACGAGGCCAACAGUGGCGGAAGACAAAUGAGCCACCAGAUGCUGCAGCGAGGGAGAUAUGACAACUCCUCAUGUGAGGAAGAUGGGUCCACCCAGGAAGAGGUCUCCUCCCCCAGUUCAGGAGAGGGAGACUGGAGAUCCCCAGAUGAAGUGGAGAGAGGGGAGGAGGAGGAUGAGGACAUGGAAGGGUGUCCUGGGGGGAAGAACAACAUGGGUGACAGUAGUCCGGGUGAAAGGUCUGUCACCAGACCUGCUGUUCUUCCAACACUGACUUCUGCAGCUCUUGUUGAGUCCGGUUUGAGGAGGUCACCAGUAGUGAGUCUCAAGAGGACCAAGGCCUCUCCCUGGGCCUUCCUCUCCCACAAGACACACUUCCACGAUGUUCCACUGAAGAAUGCCCUACAGAACAUGGAGAGCAGACCUACCACCUUCCUCUCCCCUAAAUGCCUCCCCCAAGAGACCUGAGGAUGCUGGUAAGACCAACGGCUCCGCUCUGCCUCACUCGUUUCUGGCAAAGAGCUCCCCGCAGCAGAUGUUGAAGGCUGAAACCAAAGCUGCCCGGCAGAGGAAGUUGAUGGAGCACCUGCAGCGCAAGAGGGACGAGGAGGAGAUGAGAAAGAGGGAACUGGAGGAGAAGAGGCUCCACGAGGUUGAGAUGAGGAAGAGACGCAAUGCCGAGCGUGCCCAGAAGGCCGCCGAGAAGAGGAGACAGGAGGAGAAGAAGAAGUUGAACCAGAGAAAGAAAGCUCAGGAGCAGGUUCACGAGCAGCAGUCCAAGCAGCAGCUGAGAUUGAAUCAACUGAGAGCCGAUGAGAGGAAAGAGAAGAGCAAGAAACACAACGAGAGAGUGGCGGCAGUAUUGGCCAGGAAGAGACAGGAACAGGAGAUGAAGGCAAAGAAACUGCAGCAGAUUGAAGAGGACCACAGAAUGGGCGAAGAGCUAUUCAAGCAACGACAAGAGAAAGAGGAAGAAGAGCGCCAAAUGAAGAAAGCAGAAAAGCAGGAGAGGGAGAGAGAGAGGCUGCAAAUCAAGGAGACGGAGGAGAGACAAGUCAACAGCAAGGAAGCUGAGGACAAGUCUCAACCUGAGGAUUCUUCUAGAGCCAACAAGCCAAAGCCAACUGGUCCAGCGAAUCUCAAGAAACAGGAUUUCAAAGAGCUUCUGGCCUCUGCCUGUACUAUCAACAUUCCUACGAAUGCUGCUCGUCUCCUCUCUGACUUGAAACUGAGCAAUAAGGCUCCUGCUGCCACGGCGACCGUCACCAAGCCCCACCCCGCUCUGCCCUCUGUCCCCAUCGUUACCCUCUCAGAUUGCCCACCCCCUCAACCACUCAACAACAGUGAAGACUCACUUCUGACAUGUCAACCUUCAGACAUGAACUCCACGUUCACUAUAGAGACUUCGACUGUUGACCACGAAGCUACUACUACUACCACCACUACUACGUCCGUAGUAUGUGUAGCCAGUAGCGAUGUGCUAGUUACUCCCGACAAGCAUUCGAAGAGUGCUGCAAACGACAAUCGAGACUCGUACAAGAUGACUCCCGCAGAAACCCGUCUCAACAACUACGGCAUCGACGAUCUCAGCUCCGGGGACUCGACGGACGAAGAAGAGCGCCCGAAGAAACCGAUCCCGCCCUGGGCAAAGUCCGAUCAGCUGAGACUAUUCAUGGCCUCACAGGAAGAUGGAAUCAAUUCCGGUCUUGUGAAUCCCUCCCUCAUUUUCCCUCCGGCUGACCUAAUGCCAGAAGUGGACUUGGCUCGAAUUUUCCGUCAGAAAAAGAAGCGUUUUUUCCAGCGCUCCAGCUCAGCCAACUGGGAUACACCGCCUACCGUUCCUUCAAAGAGAGGGAAAUUUGAUGGAUUUUCUGCCCGCCUUCUUGUAUAAACUUGCACGUUUUGUUAUUUCCCCCUAUUGUUCAGGAGGUCAUUAUGAUAUGUAAGGUGUCUGUUGUUGUGGGUGUUUAUACAUACUGUGUAUAUUUAUGCAUUUCAUUUUCAAUUCGCAUAAGGGUAUAUAUAAUAGUGCCACACACCGCACUGCACAGGAACUAUG
This is a messenger RNA of Geodia barretti, 4211 nucleotides long. The record is from the annotation of a GenBank genome assembly. NCBI's taxonomy places the organism in Eukaryota, Metazoa, Porifera, Demospongiae, Tetractinellida, Geodiidae.